GCUCUUGCCUAUUUGUACAAUUUGGUUUAUGUUUGAAAAAAAAAAAAAAUUCGGCCAGCUUGUGGAACAGUUGGAGAGACAAUACAAGUGCCAACACAUACCAUCCUACUGUCCUGAGAAGUGAUCAGACUUGGAAUGUUAUACCAGGAGUGAUAAUUCUGUAGCUGCUCUCUAUAGGCACAGGAAGACUUCUCCAGUGAUUUCAGGCUAGCAGGUAACAGCAAAUAACUAAGGAGGAGACAAUCAAUACAUAGUCAAGCUUGGGUUUCCAAAUUUUGUUUUUGUUACAUGCCAAACAAGUCCAGAAUGUCUGUUCUGCAGCAAGGUGCUGUUCAGGAACCCUUUUUUUUUCCUCCUGCUGAAGCACAGAUUUCCUAAUUCUGUUUAUUUCUUGAGUAAUUCUGAUAUGGAAGCAAUGUCCUGCAACAUUAUUGUAACUAAGCUGGGAUGACUAAGAAGUACUAUUGGAAAAUCAGCUAAAUAGCAAAUUUCUGUUUUGUCAAAGCUGCAUUUUUUUAUGGUUGACGCAGGUUUUAAGAAAGCUGUUCUGCAGCAUCUCUUCAGAUAAGACCAACAAUCACAGAAUGGUUUGGCAGUCACCCAAGAUGGAGCACACUCAAAGAAAAGACAGAAGCAUAUUUGGAGUGUUGGUCCUUGCUGAUAUGCAUGAAACAGAUGCCUGUUUCACACUCUACCCUUUGACUGCCAGCUAUGAUGUCAGAUAGAGUUGUUACCUGAUUAAGCAAUUGCUCUUCGCUUCCUGUUUGACACUUUCAAGUGCUUCCACACCCAGGGGACAGCCUCUGAAAAACUGCUUGCAAGUAUCAUCUCCACCUAAGAGAUUUUUCAUUUUAAAGCUUAGGAAAAAACACUGGAGAAUUAUGAAAAUCACAUUUUUCUUUGCUGCAUUGUUCUCACUGGAUUUCUUCACUUUCAUUCAUGCUAAUCUGCAAUAUCCCUUGCCUGACAUAGAAGAUGCAAAGUUCAUUGAAGAUUGUGUGAGAACUCACAACACAUUUCGAUCCAAAGUGAAUCCACCAGCCAGCAAUAUGUUUCGCAUGUCCUGGGAUGCUGCUUUAGCUAAGAGUGCCAAAGCAUGGGCAAAGAAGUGCAAGUUCAACCAUAAUACACACCUUGACAUGCCAGGAAAAAUGCAUCCCACCUUCCCAUUUGUUGGAGAAAACAUCUGGACUGGUACAGCCCGCAUCUUCUCUGUGGAUGCAGCUCUCAGGUCCUGGUUUAAUGAAGUCAGCAGCUACGAUUUCAGCACAAAUACAUGUACUGACAAGUGUGGUCACUACACUCAGGUUAUCUGGGCAGAGAGCUACAAAGUUGGCUGCGCAGUUCACUUCUGCAAUACAGUUGAAAAUUUUCCAGGACUGUUCAAAGCAGCGCAUUUUGUUUGUAACUAUGGGCCAGCGGGGAAUUACCCAAGAAAGCCAUAUAAAGAAGGACAGCCAUGCAGUAGAUGCAGUAAUGACAAGUGUGUAGACAAGCUCUGUGAAAAUACGAAACGUGAGAAGCUGAUAAGUUAUGCCAACUGGUAUCCGGACUGGGAUACACAGCCCCAGCCACCGCGGCCCCGGCCCCCCAGGCCUCCUGUGCCAUCAGAUGUCCCACCUGCUGAGCAUCCACAGCCUUCUUGUGACCAAUACUGCCUUAGUGUUUUAAUUUUAAGGCCACUGUUUCUCGUAUUGAGUGCUGCUGCUGUACUUCUAGUGCAACAGAAAUUUCCACACACUUUUUUUUAUAAGUAAUGAUCAAUUAAGAUACUGAUUGUGAUCCUACUGCUGUAUUACUCUCACACAAUUGGCACACAUUUAAAGAAACAUUUGUUCAUCUCUCAUUAUCCAGCAUAGGAAAGGCUUCUUCUUCACUCAAGGCAAGAUAUAAGUGGCUGUGCAUAGAGGUAGUAUAAUUUAUUAGAAGUAGCUGAAACAUGCUCCUAUGUUUGUACGAGCCUCUUAGCUCUAGGGGUAGGUUGCUAGAGGGACCACAGAUACUAGAUAUUAUUCCAUGUGCUAACAAUCCUUCUGGAAGCCUGGGGCAUCACAAAGACAUGUCUGAAGUGGCACACUGUAUCCAAAAGAAGCAAUAAUUCAUCUUCAUUAACCUUCAGUUAUCCUGGACACAAUUUUCCCCAGAUAAUGGAGAUUUAACUGUAUAUAUUACUUUUUGUGAACAGGAAUAAAACUUGCCCUUUGUUAUAUUUA
Messenger RNA from Parus major (Great Tit), 2213 nucleotides. RefSeq names its product glioma pathogenesis-related protein 1-like. The record is from RefSeq and is a predicted model, not a curated record. The transcript has 6 exons. NCBI's taxonomy places the organism in Eukaryota, Metazoa, Chordata, Aves, Passeriformes, Paridae. Bases 882 to 1757 code for a protein of 291 amino acids. Gene Ontology annotation, cellular component: extracellular region.